Messenger RNA from Sporisorium graminicola, 2118 nucleotides. RefSeq lists its product as uncharacterized. The coding region runs from base 1 to 2118 and encodes 705 amino acids. Lineage: Eukaryota; Fungi; Basidiomycota; Ustilaginomycetes; Ustilaginales; Ustilaginaceae. The record is from RefSeq and is a predicted model, not a curated record. The transcript has a single exon.
AUGCCCGACCUUGGGCAUUACCGACCUGCUGCCAACUCGGCCAACUCAGCAGGUCCGAGCUACACUUUUCAUUCCGAAGACGGCCCGGCCGGUCUUCAGCACCAGGCUGCUCGCCCUAAAAAGCUUUCUUAUGUCGACACAACUGCGACUGCCAAUUGCUCAAACCAGAGAACCACUCUACCAGUCACAGUGCAGCAACUCCAGCUCCACAAACAAGCGUCCGUCCCCUGUCUCAAGCCACUGCCCUCAGUGCCCAAGGACGUCGAUGCAGACGAAGACUUUGACGUCGACGGCAUCGAGCUUGUCCGCCCUUCUCCUCUCACCACGCCGUACGGCGACAACGACAUUCACAUCGAGUCCGACAUCUCGAGCGCUUCUGCCAGCAGCGCCGCCAGCAGUGCCGCUUCGUCGUCCAUGGACACCAAUUGGCAUGAGACCUCGCUCCGCAACCAGGUGGCUAAGCUUCAUAUCCAGUAUACCGACGUAGAUCUCGCACAGACGGAGGCGCCGAGCGUGUUUGGCCUUCGCCGUCGAAUCGUCGCUGCCGCGCUCGACCAUGUUGCACAUCAUCGUCCACAGGACGCAGACGUAGAAGCUUCGGGCAGCAGCUCGAGGCAAUUCGACGAGAGGGGCAUGUCUACUUGGCUUUCAGUUCAGCAGUCAAAUAGCCAACGGAAGGGGAACAUCCUGCGCAAGAAGAUCUCGUUUGGAAAGAAGCACGCCAGAGCGGCUGUAGCGGGGCAGAUACCUGCACACGAUCCCAUGCCCAACGGCGUUGCAGUCUCGGAGCACCGCAGUCGAUCCAGCUCGGCCACCACAGGCGGGACGGGCCCGCACGACAAGAUGCUCAAACGCGACAAGGAGCUUGCCGAACGAGAGGUCGACUUCGACUUGGUCGUUCUCAGUCGAUUCGAGACAGCAGAACUCAAGAUGACUGUCUACACCGAGCAUCGGCAGGGCAGCUGGGUGAUCAAAGGUCCCGCGCCGCAGGGCACGACCGUUCUCGACGAGCCGCCUUUGGUGUACAGCCCUUGGGACUGCCAGAUCGAUAGCCGAGCGAUCGUCGAGCGUAAGAAGCUGCGUUCCUUCAUCGAGCUUAGCGACACCACGUGCAACAUCCGCUGCGCGACUUGCAGCAGCAGAAGCGACUCUUUGCGCCACGAAGCCCAUCGAGUUGCUUCACAAGCUUUCGUCGCGUGCAGGCAGUGCGAGGGCAGCGGCGCUGUCCAAACCACCUACGUCGUCUGUGUGACCCUCCGCCAAUCCACUUUCCUCCCGCUCAACAUGCCGGUGCGCCAUCGAGCGGGCAAGCUGCAGGCCGCGUUUCGCUCGUACCUGCCCAAGACGACGGCAGCCAUGUCGCACGUCGACGUGCUUCGCAUGCGGUCGCUCGAAGCCGUGCGUUCGUGUGCGCUUCGUGUGGGCCGGGCGCACUACAGGGAGCACGAUGCACGGCUCUUGAUGGCGAAAGCCGUGCUGGAACGACGUAGCUGCAGCAGUGUCGCUGUGAUCAAUCGCAACAACGGCGUGUUUAGGAUGUUUGACGUGACGGACGGCGGGUGCAUUCGCGGCGGAGCAGGGUUGAUCGAGGAGGAUAGCAGGAUUGUCGAGGUACCCGAGAUUGCAGAGGCGCUGUCUCGACUUCCUGUUACUACGUUGGUUCAUCCAGAGGCAACGUACAGAUUUGUCGACUUGGAGCUGGUCGAUAUGGCCUCGUCCAAAACCCUGUCGUUUGUCGCGGAAAGUCGAUCGCCGAGCGUCUACAGUUACGGGGCCAGCACGCGCGAUUCCUACUCGCCUUCAGCGUUUUCAUUCCUGCAACGAAACGGCGAUGGCGGCAGCGGUAGCACCUCGCGCGACUCAAACACCGUUCGUGGCGUUCAGCGUCAUGCCCACGGUCGAUCGCAGACCGCGGCAGCGUCCGGGUCGAUCUCGACGUCGGGGAGCACAGCGUCAUCGUUGAGCUCGUUUUCGUCUGCGGGCCCGGUUGCGCCGAGCAAGGCGUCCGGCUCGGUUGCCUCAACGCUUUCCGGGACGAGUGCGAGUGUCUCGAGCCGGACAGUGCAGAGCUGGGAGACGGCUGCGAGCGGCAGUAAAGACCAUACCAGAUCGAGGUAG